Astyanax mexicanus (Mexican tetra) is the source of this 2536-nucleotide messenger RNA. Its product is annotated as trichohyalin. Gene Ontology annotation, molecular function: signaling receptor activity. The record is from RefSeq and is a predicted model, not a curated record. The coding region runs from base 143 to 2302 and encodes 719 amino acids. The transcript has 7 exons. NCBI's taxonomy places the organism in Eukaryota, Metazoa, Chordata, Actinopteri, Characiformes, Acestrorhamphidae.
AUUAAGCCCUGUUCUUCCUCCAGUCUCCUAUAUAAGACUAGAGGGAUCUCUACAGUCACAACACAGAGACCAAAUCUGAGUGAGGAGAGAAGAAAGAGCGAAAACGAGGAGAAUUAUUAAAGUGUUUGAUAAAACUGGAACUAUGAGGAUUUUCCUUUUGCUGUUUGGGAGCCUUGCAGUGGCGGUGGCCCUCCCUGUGCAGGACUGGGUACCAGUGGAGAGUUUAGUCGCACCACCAGGAGAGAGGAACCCUCUGCUGGGAGACAUUCUCCCUAUUCAAGGCCGUGUCAUCCAAGAGGAUCCAAAACCUGUUGUUCAGGUGAAACCAGCGGAAUUAAACCCAGUGCAACAGAACCAGCUGGUUAAAUCCAAAAGUCUAGUGGAAGAUGUGCCUGUUUUGAAGAUUAUAGAAGAGACAGAAGAGAGAGAAUCUGUCAUGAAUGAGCCCAGAGGUCAAGUCCAGGCUCCAUUAAACAUGAUGGAGGAGCAUCUGCCAGCAGAGGAGCCAGUGGAGGAGCUAGAACCUGUUCAAAGCCUUCAAGAGGUUGCAGAGUUAAAUCCCAACAGAUUGGAGGAGGAUCCAAUGAUUCAGCAAGAACCUGAGAAAGAGGAGACGUUUGUAGAAGAUGAGGAGAAUUUCCUGCAGGAAGAGGCAUCAAAGGAAGGAGAGGAGUUAAUGAUGGGACUGGAACCUGAAGAUACAUUAGCAGAAGAUGACAGACUGAUCAUACAAGAAGAGGAGUUAUUAGAUGCUGUGGCACCACCUAUAAUGGAGCUGGAUGCUGUUCCAGAACCUCGUGAAGUCAAUCAGAGAAGCCCCAAUGAAUUCUUGGAGGAGCCUGUGAUGGAGCUAGAACCUAAAAAAGAGGAAGUGUUUGUUGAAGAUGGGGAGAAUUUCCUGCAGGAAGAGGCAUCAAAGGAAGGAGAGGAGUUAGAGAUGGGACUGGAACCUCAAGAGGCAUUAGCAGAAGAAGAGAGAAAUAUCCUGCAAGAGGAGGAGUUAUUAGAUGCAGAAGAAGCCCCAGUAAUGGAGCCUCAUGAAGUAUAUCACAGAAACGCCAAUGAAUUCUUGGAGGAACCUGUGAAGGGGCUAGAACCUGAGGAAGAGCAAACAUUUGUAGAAGAUGAUGAUGAGAAUUUCCUGCAAGAAGAGGCAUCAAAGGAAGGAGAGGAGUUAGAGAUGGGACUGGAACCUCAAGAGGCAUUAGCAGAAGAAGAGAGAAAUAUCCUGCAAGAAGAGGAGUUAUUAGAUGCAGAAGAAGCCCCAGUAAUGGAGCCCCAUGAAGUGUAUCACAGAAACGCCAAUGAAUUCUUGGAGGAACCUGUGAUGGAGCUAGAACCUGACAAAGAGGAGACAUUUGUAGAAGAUGAUGAUGAGAAUUUCCUGCAGGAAGAGGCAUCAAAGGAAGGAGAGGAGUUAGAGAUGGGACUGGAACCUCAAGAGGCAUUAGCAGAAGAAGAGAGAAAUAUCCUGCAAGAAGAGGAGUUAUUAGACGCAGUGGAACCCCCAUUGAUGGAGUUGGAUGCUGUUCCAGAACCUCAUGAAGUCCAUCAGAGAAACCCCAAUGAGUUCAUUGAAGAGCCAGCAAUGGAGUUACAGCUUGAGGAAACUUUUGUAGAAGAUGAGGACAAUUUCAUGCAAGAGGAGGCAUUAAUGGAGAAUCCUGAGGCAGCCCUGUAUCCAGCGUUGGAGUAUGAACCUUCACAAGACGAAUUGUUAAUGCAGCAUCAAAUCCAACAAAGAACAAAAGAAGCAGAGUCAAACAUGAUAGAGAAUCUGCCAAGUGAGAAAGAGCUCAUGAUGCCUGAUCAGGAUAAUCUGGAUGAACCUUUAAUGAAUCAGAAUGCAAGACAAAAGAGAGAAGACAGUGAGAUGGAACCAGCUGAUGGUAAUCCAUCCAGCAACAGGUGGCGGUCAUGUAAUGGUGUGAUAAGUAAUGGUAAAUGUUACGUGUUCUUCAGUGGACCCAAGAAAGCACCUGAUGCAGAGUUCUUCUGCCAGAACAAUUUCCAAAAUGGACAUCUGGCUUCUGUGACCAGUAGAUACCUGCACAACCAGAUGAUGGGGCUCAUGGACAGAAAUGGAGGUCGCAGACGCACCUGGAUUGGAGGCCUGAGAUACCUGGAUACUGGACGCUGGAUAUGGCUGGAUGGGGCUCAGUGGGGCUAUGCUGACUGGUUACCUGGAGAGCCGAAUAACACAGCUGGUGUGGAAAACUGUGUGGAGAUAUUAAGUAAUGGAAAGUUCAAUGACAUGCCGUGUUGGGAUCUGAGGGCCUUCAUCUGCUCCUAUCCUUAUUAAAGAGUCUCCCUGCCUUCUGCUCCUGACGUCACAAACCUUUUUGCCUUAAAUGUUGAUUCAUAUUGUAUUUUAAUUGUAAAUAUUGUAAUUACAUAUAGUCUUCGUAAUACAUUAUAAAGUAUAUUCCCAUAUUGUACAUGUACAUAUGAAUUAUUAUUGAUGAAUUGCUGUGACAUGUGCCACAUGACUAAUGUAUAUAAAAUUAUGUAUUAAAACAUCUUUUUUGUACCAUGA